This is a messenger RNA of Brassica oleracea var. oleracea, 1605 nucleotides long. RefSeq lists its product as uncharacterized. The record is from RefSeq and is a predicted model, not a curated record. Lineage: Eukaryota; Viridiplantae; Streptophyta; Magnoliopsida; Brassicales; Brassicaceae. Gene Ontology annotation, molecular function: GTP binding. The transcript is spliced from 10 exons. The coding region runs from base 1 to 1605 and encodes 534 amino acids.
AUGGAUUAUAAGUCAGUGGAUGAGUACAAUUCAGUCUUAUUUAAGACGGUCUCAAUGCUGAGACUUUGUGGUGAAGUUGUAACCGAAGAAGAGUUACUUGAGAAAACAUUCUCUACAUUUCAUUCAUCAAACAUAAUACUGCAGCAGCAGUACCGAAUGAAAGGCUUCGCCACAUACACUGAUCUGAUCUCGUGUCUGCUACUGGCCGAGGCAAACAAUGAGCUCCUGAUGAAGAACAGUGAAGCUAGACCUGUUGGAACAGCAACAUUACCAGAGGCCAAUGAGGUUGAAAAGAAAGAUCCCAACGAGUGCAAUUACAUCCAGAAUGAUAAGAGAUCACACGGCAAAGGCCAAGGUGGAUAUAGGAACCGUGAUCCUGACAAUUACUCGAACAACCGAGACAAAUACUUGGCCGGCCGGAAAGGACACCACAAUAACUGUGGUCGUGGUUCCAAUCCCGGCCGUGGCCGAGGCGGUUAUGGCCGAAGCGGUUAUGGCCGAGGUCGAGGCGGUAUAUCCAAACCGUCUUACUCGACCAAAUCCGUUUUUCACAGAUGUGGGAUGAGUAACCAUUGGGCCAAAAAUUGUAGAACCCUUAAGCACUUGUGUGAGCUCUACCAAGAAAGUCUUAAGAACAAGAACCCAGAGGCUCACAUGGUUCACGACUCCGGAUAUGAGGCUGAUGAUGAUUCCGACACUGCUAAAGAUGACCUAAUGGAUUUUGAGACUUCUGAUUGGACGGAGAAGAACGGUCAGGCUCAGGAAGGGAUUGCAGCACUCAGGGAUAACGUGGAUACUCUCAUUGUUAUUCCAAACGACAUGUUACUCACAGCUGUCUCUCUAUUUCGACUCCUGUUCCAGAAGCAUUCAAUCUGGCAGAUGAUAUGCUUCGUCAAGGGGUACCGUGGAAUCUCUGAUAACAUCACGAUUCUUGGAUUGGUUAAUGUGGAUUUUGCUGAUGUGAGGGCUAUAAUGGCAAAUGCAGGUUCUUCAUUAAUGGGAGUAGGAACAGCUACAGAAAGAAGUGUUCUGGUUAUCACCAUCAUCAUCAUCAUCAUAUUCGGCACUGUGGUAGAUCCAUCCUUUAGUGGUCAAGUAAGUAUUACCCUAAUAGCAACCGGCUUCAAACGCCAAGAAGAAGGAGAAAGGAAGCCACUUCAGGGGACGCAAGUGGAUGCAUCAAUGGGAGUAACAAGACGUUCUUCUUCAUCAUUCACUGAAGGUUCUGAAAUAGAGGAAGAAUUACGAGAUAUGAAAGCACACAAAGCAUACUACAACAUGCUUCAUUUCGUUGCAAAUGCGCAACAGGGGAUUCCCAAGAUGUGCCCCUGUGGAUCUAUCACGAAGGAGGUCGUCGAUGAAGAGGAUACAUAUGACUACCUCCCUGGGAAAAGAUACUUCAUAUGCAAAGACUAUGAGAAUGACGGGAUGCAUUUCAGGCAACCAUGGGUUAUGGGAAUGCAACAAGAGGUUGAGAGACUCAAAGAACGUUUUCACGAGCAGGAGAAGCUUCUGCGAGAGUGCGAGGCACUUAAGGGCCAGGUGAGGAUGCUGCUUAUGCGGGUGGCUGAACUCGAGAAAAGAAACUUACCGGUUUCUAACUAA